GUUCUUGUCAUUAAGUGAGUAAAUGAGAACACCAAAUGGCAGAUCCCCUUUUUCAGCAUUGGUUUCAUGGUCGCAUAAGCCGACAAGAUGCCGAAGAGCUUCUCGUCCGUGCUGGCAAGCGUGAUGGAUUGUACUUGCUACGUGAAAGUACUGCUUCAGCAGGAAGCUAUGCUCUGUCUAUGUGCCAUAAUAAUAAGAUAAUCCAUUAUCACAUCCAACGCCAUACAGAUGGAAUGGUGGCUAUUGAAGAUGGCAGGAGAUUUCCUGGACCAGUUGAGUUGGUGUAUCAUCAUCAACGUACUUUGGAUGGACUAUUGACCAGACUUACAGAGCCGUGCAAUCGCCUCCCUGGGGUACCCCCUAAAACUUUCUCUGGAGCCAAUCAGGAACACAUCAAAGGUGCAGCUAUUGCUGCUAUGGCUUCAAUGGGAUUAGAGGUUUGUUUUAUGCACUAGUUGAUAAAGUGUUAUUAACCCUUUAAGCCCCAAUAUACAUGUACAAAUUCUCCAAACUGAUCUCUAUACAUUUCCGUAAAGAAUGAGUUGAGACAAUUUGAUAAAAGAUCAAACAAUUUUCUCUUAGGUGAUCAAUUUAUUAAUUCUCAUGACCUAACGUCUUGACAUUUUAUGUAAUUUGUUAGGAGAAAAUUGAUGUUGGUCACUAUUGGGACUUAAAGGGUUUAUAAGCUUGCUCUUUUUGCUCAAAAUCAACAACUUUAUGCUGUUUUAUUUUCUGUUGGAGGCCCCCUUUUGAAGACUGUGAUUUCAGUAUUGGGAUAUUUUCCACCCAGCUAGUUGGUUCCCUGCAUCGUGAAACCAAUAAUUCAUCUAUCUGGACUGGUUUAACUGUCAUUUAUAGUGAAAUCUCAAAGUUGAUUAAUUUUUAUGUAUUUGUCAUGCUUAUGUUAUUGGCUUCUAAAUUACAAAUUCUAUCCGUCUAGGAUGGUGAUGAAAGCACCGCUACCCUUAUGAGAGCUAAAUUAGAAAGUGCUAUUGGCUCUGUCAUGCACAAAAGUCAGCCGUGGUUUCACAAUGACAUUUCACGCGAUGAAGCAGAAAGGCGUCUACAGGUGAUGGGAUUGCAAGAUGGAAUGUUUCUUAUCCGUGAAAAAGACCCAGGGUUUGUUCUUGGCCUUGCUCAUGAAAACGCUGUUGUGCAUUACUUGUUUGAUGUUGAUGCACUUGGAAAACUGUCAAUCAAAUCUGGCCCAAAGUUUGAUAACCUGAUGCUAGCGGUCGACCAUUACACACAACGAGAGGAUGGUUUGCUGUGUAAAUUGCGUGAACCUUGUAACGCUGAGCUGUUUGAUGGUCGGCGGAGAACCCCUUCAACAGGAACUCGUCCUCCUGGCCUAUUUGAACAAAGAAGAUCACCCAGCAGCUCCCUUAAUGAGAACUCGCCUUUUGCUUCAAACCCUUUUCUGCGUGCCGGGUCAGGGACUGGCGCUAUGGUGCCUGAUAUAAUACGUGAAGGUACAGAUAUUUUGAAUGUGUUUCUCAGGGCCUCUGAUAUUUCGCGGAAAAAAAAGCAAAAUUUCGCGGGAUUUUCAGGGGCAAAUUCGGGGAAAAAUCGGCCGAUUUCGCGGGAUUUUCGCGGGAGCGAAGUCAAAAUUCGCAGAAAAAUCAGCCGAUUUCGAAGGAUUUUCACGGGCAAAUGCUUAGAAAAAUCGGCAAAUUUCGGGGGGAAACUUCGCCAAAUACAAUCAGUAAAAAACAGCCGAUUUCGCUGGAUUUUUUUUGGCAAAUUUCGCUAAAAUCGAUCAAUUUNCCCAGCAGCUCCCUUAAUGAGAACUCGCCUUUUGCUUCAAACCCUUUUCUGCGUGCCGGGUCAGGGACUGGCGCUAUGGUGCCUGAUAUAAUACGUGAAGGUACAGAUAUUUUGAAUGUGUUUCUCAGGGCCUCUGAUAUUUCGCGGAAAAAAAAGCAAAAUUUCGCGGGAUUUUCAGGGGCAAAUUCGGGGAAAAAUCGGCCGAUUUCGCGGGAUUUUCGCGGGAGCGAAGUCAAAAUUCGCAGAAAAAUCAGCCGAUUUCGAAGGAUUUUCACGGGCAAAUGCUUAGAAAAAUCGGCAAAUUUCGGGGGGAAACUUCGCCAAAUACAAUCAGUAAAAAACAGCCGAUUUCGCUGGAUUUUUUUUGGCAAAUUUCGCUAAAAUCGAUCAAUUUUGCAUCGAUAUGACCAGCAUUGUUUAACGUUGUUUUUUUUAACAGGGAUAAUCAUUUGCUCUUUCAACAACAGUUCGCUCGAGAAAUGAGCGAAUGGUAAAGCUAUUAACAUUAUGGUUAGUGCCCAGUUUUUCGCAACAUUAAUCUAAGAAUGCCUGGUAGUUUUGGGACGUUGUUUACUCGUUGCAGUGACGAAGUGAAUAAAACAGGUCUAAUGGCCAAGAUAAGUAUUAAAUAUGUUUUGCCGACAUGUAUUUGGAGAUAUUUCUGGCGGAUGUCACGUUUUUUGGGAAUUUCGCGGGUCCGCGACCGCGCGAAAUAUCAGAAGCCCUGGUUUCUGUGUAGGUGUACAUGUAUGCUGUACGUGAAAUUACCACUUACAGAGCUUCAUUUAAUCAUCUGUGAAACCCUCUUUGUGUUUUACUCCAAAUACAAUAAUAUACAUAUGGGAAAAUAAAAAUAAUUGUUAUUUGCUGCAGUUCUAAGAAUAGCAGCCAAUUAUUGUUUUCACAACUUCAACUUAUUAACAGCUGUCAUGAAGACUUAAGUAUAAAAGGGCAGGAUUUUACUGAGGUGAUCAUUCUAAGCUGACAUCACUGUUUGAUUGAUUUCAUUUGUCAAUGCUCGUUGAUGUACUCAUAAUUUUGUAUUCUAGUUCAACCUCUCUCCCUCGAGUGUCUGGUCCUGCUUUCAGUAGAGUUCAGGUUUCCUCCUUAGAUAAGGGGGUUUCUCCUGACAGGCAGCAAACACAAUAUCAUCUUUAUUCCAUUAUUGAUCAAAGAACUUUACUUUAGACCUUGUUACAUUUUUCCUGCUUAGCUACCUUUGGGGUAGCUAAGUGUUUGUAUUUGCAUAAAUAAACAGGGACUGAUGUUUGCGUUACGCUGGGCUUCUUUCCAGUGCCGCAAUCAGUUUUCCUAUUUACCACCGUUUUCCUUGAUACGCGACUUUUCAAAUCGAAACACCCGCUGAAACGUUUCCAAAAUUUCCGUCAAUCAUACACGUCAUACCAUAUAUGGAAGUGUUAAUACCUCCACGCGCGACAGAAAGAUGGCGGAUUCGACAGAUAGCUUCGAAUUCACCAGUCAGUACAGUGAAAUGUUCGAAGAUAGAUCCGUCGAACUACCAGAUUUGGAAGAAACACAAAUAUGGGAUAGCCCAAAUAUAAGACAUGCAAUAUGUACCUUUCUUAGUGUAAAGCCCAUUUUCUUCAAUAGCUUAGCGAUCGUGGACACGUGAAUUGUCUUUCCCAGUGCGAACUGUAUCCAUUCCUGUAUUUCAUCCUCGUAAAUCUCUGGAUAUUGCUGGAUUACCCUUCUUAUUAAUGACACGUCCUGUGCUAAGUCCAGAUGAGGAAAACAAUGGUUAUGUAUUCGUUUGAUACAAUUAGGCUCAUUUAGAGAAGUGAUUACAAAAACCUCAGUUCAAAUCAUAAGCUUACUUACCUUCCAACUUUCUCACUCUACCCAGCCGUGAUUGAUAAUGAACUGUUUUUGUGUUCUGGUAAAGAUUUCGAAUCUUUUUUACAAACGUCUUCCCUACGUGAAGUAGUCUAGCAACACGUUCGACAGUAAAUCCCUGAACGAGUAAAUACACUACUCGCCAACGCAAAUUUAACGAAUAACUUGCCACCAUGUUUACAUGUAACUUCGACCAGCCGCCAUAUUUUAAAUGUUCAGGCCCAGUCCAACACUUCCAUGUAUAUGGUAUGACGAGUAUGAUUGACGGAAAUUUUGGAAACGUUUCAGCGGGUGUUUUGAUUUGGAAAGUCGCGUAUCAAGGAAAACGGUGGUAACACAGAAUGAUUUAUUGUUUUUUAUUGUUCACCCAAUAGAAAAUUUGGUAACCAAUAAUGAUACAUGCACAAAAAAAUGUGUUUCACCUUGUAAGCUGUAAUUUCAACACCAAACUGUUGUCCAAACAUCUCAUGGUAAUAUUAAGAAUCUGUUAAACCAAGACUUUUUUUUUUUUUGCUUUUUUAGCCUUUCCAGGACCUUCUUCACCAAGGAAUGUUCCUCCACCACUACCUACUUCCCUUCCACCAGGCAGUAGGAAUUCAGUUGGACCCCCUCGAUUACCACCCAGACCAGUUCCUGUCAGUCCAAGAGGUCCAAUUCCACCACCAGUUAGUCCUGGUCCUUCAGUUGCCACAGAUGGAAGAAGGAUGCCAGGUAGACUAAAAUUUAACAUGUACUUUAUUUGAGUGUCAAUGUAUUUAGCACUUAAGUACUAAUUGAGAGCACUACUUUCAUGUCCCCUACUGGAGAUGGGACCACCAUGUUAUGGGGUCAUCUGGGCCUCUUGAAGGUCUAGCCGUUAGCAGGGCAAAGGCAGACUACCUUCAUUUCUCAGUUUUUUAAGGCGCCAAGUAUUAGUCCAGCCCCAGGAAUUGAAACAAUGACCUCCCUCUCUGCAGUCAAGCAAUUUACGGACUAAGCUAAUAUCUGCUGUGGGUAAAGUUAUUAACUGCUGUGGUUAAGAUAUUAGAGAGUUUAAGCUUCACAUAUACGGCAAACCGCAAACAUCAGAUUCAGGUUGAGAAUUUCUCAAAAUAGAAAAAAUGAGCAGAUAAAAACAUGUCAGAAAAUUUUUAUGGAUAAAAAAUUGUGUGAAACUACUAAUUUAUUUUUAGAAAUAAUAAACAGUAGGCGACAAGUAAAGGGGAAACUUGGUCACAUGGUACAAAUUCGUGUUUCGCUUUUGACGUAAACGUGAUGCCUAACCUCUCUAUUAACCAUUUUUCUUUUGGAUUCUUUGAUGGAAAUGGAAAUGUAUGUCUUUAGACUGCACAUGUGCUAUUAAGUAGUUUUGACACGGUCUUUUCGUUGUUCUUUUUCGGUUCAGGUGCAUCUGGAGGUGCUCAGUUUGAGGCCAUUUAUGACAGCAUUAAGAUGAAGAAAAGCUCUUUUUACUUCAAUCAGUUUAAAGAUGUUCAAACUCGGAAGCUGAGGAGUGAAAAUUUAAAACUAGAAAAAGAGUUGGGUGAGUAUAUUUUGCAGGAAAGUAGAAUUAAUUUUGUACUUUGAUGUUGGGAUUAUAGGUUGAAGUGGUAAAGGUUUUUAUCCCUCCCAGCUAUGUCCAUUGCUGUCACUCAGCAUGUUUAUAAGUUGACAUUUGUAGUGAAACAAAAUGUACAGGAUUGCAUUACUAACCAGGCUGAAAGGGUGAGAAUAGUUACUGUAUUAUUUCCUUGGUAUCUUACUUUUUUCUUUGUGUUUAAAUGCUGACAUUGUUCUUAUGAUUUUGUUGUUUGUGUUUUUAAUCAGGUCAUGGUAAUUUUGGCUCUGUUCUCAAAGGCGAGUACACUAAGUUAAAUGGAGAGUUGAUUCCGGUGGCUGUUAAGAAGCUGAAAUCUGAGGAAAUGAAUAAUCCUAAGGUACAAUAUUAUUUAAACAUGCAUUUUGCAUUCUCAGACAUAAUUUAACUUAUACAUAUACAGGUAUGCGUAACUACUUUCCAAAUCAUUGUAGUAAAUGUUAUACCAAAAAAAUUAAGGUUUUUUUCUCAUUUUCUUUUAAGGCUGAAAUUAUGCAUGAAGCUGAAGUUAUGAUGAAACUGGAUCACCCAAAUAUUGUUAGAAUAAUAGGUACUGUGUGAUAAUAUUAGCAUUUUAAUGACUUUGUUAAAUUGAUUUUGUAGCUUUUGACUUCUUUGCAGGUCUGCAUGGUAUAGUUAAACUGAUACAGAAAGGUUGUUAUAUGAAAGAGUAGAGUAUACACUGUUUGUGACAGUACAUUAAUGAUGUUGUCUUUGAUAUCAUUACUGAGCCUGUGAAUGCAAACAUUUUCUGGUCAUCACCUCUAUCCACCUGAAAAGUAUUGUCAGCAGCCCUGUGAUGUACAUGUAAAACCUUUGUUUUGUUGUUGACCAAUCCAAUUAGAGGAUAAAAUAAUAAUAACGUAAAGAUCAAGUGACUUCUCAUGACCUUGCAUGCUGGUGUGUCUAGGAAUUUGGUAAGAUUUUUUAAAAUAUGCUUUGGAACAUAAAUUUCAAGAUUUCUUAUGAUGGUGAAUGCUGCUUUCUAAUUUGUAGAGUAAGGGUUCUAGAGCUAUGGAUAAGAUUUCUUCUUUGGUUUUGCUCAGAAAAAUCGGUGUGUAUUAAUAAUGUGUCAUCUUUGUUUCUUCACCCGUGGGGUAUGGCAGGUAUUUGUCAAGAUACAACAGUGAUGCUUGUCAUGGAAUUAGCUCCAGAAGGACCUCUCCACAAAUACCUCAAGAAACACAAGUAAGUAAAAAUUGGUUAACCCUUUAGAAGCCAUUUAUGCAGCUCAACAGAAAAUUUUUGUACUGUUUAUUUUAUUUUCAACUACGGCUUUUUAAUUUAUUGCAGAAGUCUACCAAUGUUCAAAAUCUUUGUCAUCAUGUUACAAGUUGCAGAGGUAAAGAAAUGUCACGUAAACUGAAGAUUGUAAUAAAUAUUCAAACUUCAGGAUUUUGUGUCACAGGCACAAAAAUUAGAAUAACCUUGUACUUCAUAACGAAAAGAAACACAGGAAAGUACUUCUCAGUAGCUUUCAUUGAGAUGGUCACAUUUUAAGAAUACAUCCACAGACUCGAAAGUAAGAAUCAUCUUGUACAGGAUAAUGAAGAUUACCACAGGAAAGUACUGCUCAGUAGCUUAUGCACCUACACUAGGAGUUAAAAAGAAGGUAGGACUGUGCAUAAGUAGAGUUUCAAAGCUUUCAUUCAUGAAGUGUAGUUGAUUAGAUGAAAAAUAAAAUAACAAAAUGUAAUCAUGAUCUUUUCUUUGCACAGGGAAUGCAAUAUCUUGAAAACAUGCAGUUUGUGCACAGGGACCUUGCUGCAAGAAAUGUGUUGGUAGUCAAUGAGGAUUUUGUGAAAAUCAGUGACUUUGGAAUGUCUCGGGCAAUGGGAGCUGGUACUGACUACUAUAGGGUAUCUACCUACUGUAUGUUGUGCCCUUGUUAGAAAGCCAAGGACCUAAAAAAUUAAUGUAAAAGAAAAUGUUGUCUUUAACACGCCAUCCGUGCUUGAAUUUCAUGGAUUCAGAAGUUGGAAGUCCAGAAAAAUUAUCAAGUUGUUAAGCACACUAUGACAAGUAUGUCUUGUACCCUUUUCUGACUGUAACAAUCUGUUAUGAAAAUAUAUCGAUAUGUAAUGCCAACUUCAAGUCGUGUGGACAAAAGCCUAUGUUUGUUUGCUGUGUACAGUCAACUCUCGCCUUGCGGACACCCCGCUAAUACGGACAGCAGAUAAAUUCCGGGCAAGAAUAAAUUGCAGACAUUUCACUGAAAUAAACUCCCGCUAUUACAGACUCCAGUCGCUACAGAGGACACUAACUUAAGGUCCCUAUAGUGUCCGCUAUAAAGAGAGUUGACCGUACUAUGUGUUCGUUUUGGUAUAAGCCUUCUUCUUCUCCAAAGACUUAAUGAGCAUAUUUUUUUGUAGGCGGGGAAGGCUGGAAAAUGGCCUCUGAAAUGGUAUGCACCUGAAUGUAUUUACUACCGGAAGUUUAGCAGCAAGAGUGAUGUGUGGAGUUAUGGCGUGACGCUGUGGGAGGCAACUUCAUAUGGGAGGAAACCUUACGAUGUACGGUUCAACAAUUCCUUAAAUUGACCUUAUUCUCGUUAAACGUGUUUUAGUAUGAUGAUUUGACUAGUUUGUCACACAAAACAAUGAUUCUUUAUGUAUGAAACAUUAUUUACAUAUUGUUUGUCACGGAAUCCUACACAUACUGACAGUCAGGCAAACAGGGAAUUCUCAGACUAACAAAGUUGUAGCCUGUCCAUCACGAACGCGGGUAAACAGGGUUGUACACCUGUAAGUCCUUAGCAAAGGCUUAUUCACAUUAUCAGAUUACCACUUUCGUAUUGUCAGUCUAUAUCAUCUUUCUUGCUUUUAAACAAACUUCUAAUUUAUUGCACAGACUUAAACGUUAUCGUAGUACUGCACUCGGGCACUCGAUAGUUCUUUAACCCUUUAAGUCCAAAUACAUCCUCGGAGACCCAGGGGCAGAUAUUGGGGACGAGGGAAAGUGUAAACGGGCGGAGAAAUGUGGCACGAAGAAAAGUAAAGAACGGCGAGAAGAGCCCUGGGGACAUUGUCUUACCAGACCAGUUCCAAACGGUCGCCGCCGUUCUGGCUUCUGAUUGGUGCCAGAAAACUUGUGUUUUUCUGGCACCAAUCAGAAGCCAGAACGGCGGCGACCGUUUAGAACUGGUCUGGUAAGACAUUGUCCCUAGGGGCUCUUCUCGCCGUUCUUUACUUUUCUUCGUUCCAUAUAUAUUUUUCCGCCCGUUUAGACUUUCCCUCGCCCCCUUUACCUGCCCCUGGGUCUCCGAGGAUGGUCCCAAUAGUGACUAACGUCAAUCUCCUCCUAACGAUAUCCAUACAAUGUCAAGAGAUUAGUUUAUGAGUAUNUGUCACACAAAACAAUGAUUCUUUAUGUAUGAAACAUUAUUUACAUAUUGUUUGUCACGGAAUCCUACACAUACUGACAGUCAGGCAAACAGGGAAUUCUCAGACUAACAAAGUUGUAGCCUGUCCAUCACGAACGCGGGUAAACAGGGUUGUACACCUGUAAGUCCUUAGCAAAGGCUUAUUCACAUUAUCAGAUUACCACUUUCGUAUUGUCAGUCUAUAUCAUCUUUCUUGCUUUUAAACAAACUUCUAAUUUAUUGCACAGACUUAAACGUUAUCGUAGUACUGCACUCGGGCACUCGAUAGUUCUUUAACCGUUUAAGUCCAAAUACAUCCUCGGAGACCCAGGGGCAGAUAUUGGGGACGAGGUUAAGUGUAAACGGGCGGAGAAAUGUGGCACGAAGAAAAGUAAAGAACGGCGAGAAGAGCCCUGGGGACAUUGUCUUACCAGACCAGUUCCAAACGGUCGCCGCCGUUCUGGCUUCUGAUUGGUGCCAGAAAACUUGUGUUUUUCUGGCACCAAUCAGAAGCCAGAACGGCGGCGACCGUUUAGAACUGGUCUGGUAAGACAUUGUCCCUAGGGGCUCUUCUCGCCGUUCUUUACUUUUCUUCGUUCCAUAUAUAUUUUUCCGCCCGUUUAGACUUUCCCUCGCCCCCUUUACCUGCCCCUGGGUCUCCGAGGAUGGUCCCAAUAGUGACUAACGUCAAUCUCCUCCUAACGAUAUCCAUACAAUGUCAAGAGAUUAGUUUAUGAGUAUCAGUAAAAUGAUCACCUAAGGGAAAAUGCUUCGAUCUUUUAUCAAAUUCUCUCAACUCAUUCAUGAAGGAAAUGUAUGGAGAUCAGUUUGGAGAAUUUGUAUGUGGAUAUUGGGGCUUAAAGGGUUAACUUCUAUGAACUGGUCUUUUGCAGGGUCUCAAUGGACAACUCAUCCUGGAACAGAUAGAGAGUGGAUACAGACUGGAAUGCCCUGAAGGCGUCCCGCAGAAUGUGUACAGUAUAAUGAGAAGCUGCUGGGAGUAUCAGUAAGUACAAUACACCAGCGUUCCAAAGUUAUUCGGCCUAUCACAGCCGAAAGACCUCAGAUAACAAUGACCUCAACCAGGUUUGCGUCCAGCCGUCCAGCGGUUUUGGUGAAAACAAGGGUUUGGGUAGGGUGCUCAGUCUGGCGGGCUCAUAAAACCUGAUCUCGGUCAUUUUCAUCACUCACAGCACGAGCUUAAAAUCAAAUAAACCAAUCACAUCUCAAAGCAAGUGCAUGUAGCCGCGGCAAGCGCGGGAAACCCAUAUACGGCGCGGCCUUUUGUGCGGGAAAACGCGUGUGUGCAAGUAACGAUUGUUUUUUAUUUAUUUCUUAUUGGUUAAGAAGAAGGCGCAAAAUUUUCAACCAAUCACAAAGCAUAGCAAUGCAAAAUAUAACCACCCAUGAAUUUCAACGAUAGUUAAGUCCUCAGAGACAACGUCAAAUGGGUAAACUAUACGCGUUUCAUCGCUCGGCCCGUCGAGAGAAAGGCGACUGUUCGAAGUUAACGCAAGACAAAUAAAGUCAUCUCCCUCUCAAAUAACUGGCCAGAACACCAACCAGAUUUUUUUUUGUCCACAGUGAAGAGAACAGGCCGACUUUUAGAUUUCUGGCUCAGGAACUUGCAGACGUUCUGAUGGAGUUGAAAAAUAACAAUGGGCACGGGGAUGAACAUCUUUAGUGAAAGCCCUCUCUUCAAACGUACCCAACUUCAAUGUAAAAGAAUAUUCCCUACCCUUCCAGUGCUAGUGUAUAACGCCCCGCUCUCAACUUUGUUUACCGUUUAUUGGCGUUCAAAAUGGCGGACGGAAGCUCAUUUCCAGGAGUUUCUCCGCCAUUUUUAACCUCGAGAAGGCGUGAGAACGACGUUGUGAGUCGAGUAUCGAUAUCGGUCGUAAUAGAUAUCAACACAGAGUCACGUUUACUUUUAACCGCAUUUCCCUGUGUGUAUUAUGAGCAGUGAUAUUGUUAUUUAAGCAGUCUCUAUAGCUGUUGACUUACUUACUUACCUACUUUUUUUUUUACCAAGAAAUAGCCUUUGAUUACUGCCUAACACCACUGUUUGUGAGGCCAUAGUUUUCGAAAUGCCUGUGUGAAGGCUAGAGUUCGAAAUACAAAUUCCGUAGAAACGACACUUUUUUA
Messenger RNA from Porites evermanni, 10703 nucleotides. NCBI's taxonomy places the organism in Eukaryota, Metazoa, Cnidaria, Anthozoa, Scleractinia, Poritidae. The record is from the annotation of a GenBank genome assembly.